Molecule: messenger RNA, 2019 nt
Organism: Hermetia illucens (black soldier fly)
Lineage: Eukaryota; Metazoa; Arthropoda; Insecta; Diptera; Stratiomyidae
Exons: 4
Coding region: 209-946 (245 amino acids)
Source: RefSeq, a predicted model, not a curated record
CAGUGCCAUAGAUUCCGCUGUAUCUGUUUUGAAGAUUAAAGAUGACAAUUGUUUGUUUAUAAACAUAGUUUCGCUGGGUUGUAAUUUUACUGCUUUGUUAGAGUUUGGUGGCAAAAUUACGGCUUGUGGCCCUUGUUUGGCAACGUACAUAGAAGUCGGCAGCAGAGGGACUACUGGUCAGUCGACUAUCAGUUGCCGCUUAGUUUUAAUGAAAUAUAUCUGCAAAGCCAUGGCUAUGGAAACAACAGGACGAGAUAGUGUUUUACAGGAAUUGCAUGAAUUUAUUGUCGAAAGUAAGCAGAAAGUAGCUUCCACUCUUGAGCAGUUAGGAUGGGAUGCAGAAACAACGCUAAAGGGCGGAAACUCACCCAAAAAGAUUAAAUCAGAUGGCGAAUAUGAGUGUUCAACUGCUGGGAAUCAUUCAGUCUUCUUGGAAUCUGAAAUGGUUAAUGAUCUGUUGAAGAAGAAAGGCAUAUAUUCUCCUUCAUUAAAUACCAUAGAAGAAAUAUUAACCGCUGAACAAAAGCUAGCUCUCUAUGAAUACUGUAUCGAGAAAACUGGGAAACUUACUGAACCUGAGAUAUCAAUCAUGAUUCGCCCCGAUGAAGGUGGUUCGAAAAAGGAAAUGACCUUUGCAGAAAUUGUAGCACAAAAACGGAAUGCUAAACGUCGAACAGCACGAUAUCGUACUGGCGCACCUCAAUCUUAUGUAGCCGAACUGAGAAAUUUGAUUGAUUUGCAGAUGAGUGCUUUAUCGCAGUAUAUUGAAGGUGAGACAAAUUCUAGUACAAGUGAUAGAAAUCGUAUGAGGUCAGGGGAGUUUAGAAAAUCAACAGAAAGGUCAUCAAAACCAUCACGUCAUGAAGAUUACAAGCGUGAAAGAAAAACACAUAAGCAUAAAAAACAUAAAUGUAUUAGUCCUGAGAGGUAUAAGCACCGUCGUUGAUGGUUGCAUUGCUUAUGGUUUUUAAAUAACAACUUUAUGUUAGAGUAGAUAAAAUGAAGGUAUAUAUACAAAUAGAUUCGAAAGUAUAAUUGUUUCAAUAUUUAUACCAUUUACACAAAGUUUGUUUUCAAAAAAAAAGAAUAGGUUUGUUAGUUUGACAAUUUCCCUAACUAUCGGAGUUUUAUCCAAGUCCACUGCUUUUCCGCCGAUUCUGCUAAUUCCAUAUCCCCCAUUUCGCUAGAGUUGAAAGUUUUGAUGAAGAUACUUCCAUAAACAUGUACCUUCGAAGGAUUCCUCAGGGUGCAUGGGAUUAAUCUAUAGCGUCCAUUGCUUUAACGACCGUCUAUUGGCCUGCUCCAGGUUCCGGUGCAUUACAAUAUUUUUCUGAUACCUUUAUUCACAAUUUGUCUUCUUUCUUUCUGAAUCAAGAAACUAAUUAUAAAUUAACAGCUUGUUUCCGUCCUACUACCUCCUCAAGGUUAUUAAUUCGCAGUCUUUUACGGUGAAAUAUUUUCUUACCUUCUCUUCGUUGGGGCUCUACAGUAGUUUCCGCCCUUGGCAUUCAGAACACACUGCCUUCCAGAGUCUCCAUCCUUCGAUCCCGUCGUUCAGUUCCUGAUUCCAAGCAGUGAUGCUCUAUCUUCGUUUAUCUAUAAAUCCACUUAAUGGCGUGAAUCUUCCUACUUCAGAAGCUUGUCGCCUUGUUUAAUAAGCAAACUUUAUAAUAGAAAAUCUGAGAUUAUGUUUACACUACAUUCGUGGGAUAUCAAUAUCAGUUUACAUUAUUGGAUAGCGAUAUCAGUGGAAUGCACUGUGUAGCGGAAAUGCCGACUGAACAAUAAUGACCUACUUAAGUAAGUGCGGACUAGAAAUUGAUCCUGUAUUGAAAUAACUCCACGAGUAAGAAUAGAUUUAUUAACCAUAACCUCGCGUUUUAUUACAACAGAAUGUGGAGUUCUUCUUUUCUUCAGCCUUUGUUCCAUUUGAUUUUAUCAAAUCCGUGAUCGGUUUCGCCAUUUUAUUUUAUCAAGUCCCUGAUCUGGAUGCAAUCUCAAGGCUUUUAAAUCCCCAUC